GGCGCGGCCUACGUUUGAACGUACAGCGCGGAAACAGGAAGACGUCAUUGUCCAAAACGAGUUCUGCCCGUUUGAUACAACGUUAUUCCAGCUCGACUAAAACACGUCUUAUUCCUCACAUUAGCGAUGUGUGAUUACGAUAAGACUGCGCCUUAACUUCACGCCUUCCUUUUUUGGUGACCCGCGUGACAACAAGAUGCCCAUCCGAGCAUAUUGCACAAUAUGCUCGGACUUCUUCGAUCACUCCAAAGAUGUUGCUGCCAUCCACUGCGGACACACGUUCCACUAUGACUGUCUUCUUCAGUGGUUUCAGACGGCUCCUACAAAAACCUGUCCACAAUGUAGAAAGCAGGUCAGCACCAGACACAUUAUCAACAAGCUGUACUUUGACAUCGGUGAAGAGCAGGAGGGCACAACGGACCCGGAAAGCUUGCAGAAUGAGCUUGAUCGAAUGAAGGUGCUUUUAAGCUCCAAAGAACGAGACUGGCGGGACAAGCAGAAGACGGUGGACAAUCUAAAGGACGUCGUGGACAAGCAGAGGAGAGACCUGGACAGUGUACGGAAGGAUGUUAUGGAAAAGGAGAUGCUUUGUUCUAGCCUCAGAAAACAGAUGACGUACCUUGAGACGCAACAGAAUGAAACUCAAGCUGCCAAGGAGGAAGCCCGGAAACUCCGAACCAGAAUGAAAGCCUUUGAGAGCCUGGAUGUGUUGUUGCAGGGCCAAAGAGCAGAGGUGGAGUCCAUGAUCUCAGAUAUGGGUGUGAGCCAGGCAGCAGUGGAGCAGCUUUCCAUCUACUGCAUCUCGCUCAAAAAAGAGUAUGACAAUCUAAAAGGAAGCUUGAAGUCUACAAAUGACAUGUGUGAGAAGCUGAAGCGAGAAGUGCUCUCCUCAAACAACAAGUUACACAAAGCCACGGUGGAGGUGAAUCGCACCAGAGAUGACAUGAAAUCUCUGCAGAACGAUUUGGCCAACGCGGACAAGGAGAUCUCUAGCCUUAAGAAGAAAGUGGAGUUUCUUCAGAGGACUCUGAGCACCCCGACACGGACAAACGAAGCCCUAAGCCGGCUCGUCUUUGAGAGCCCGGCGCCAGUGGAGCUGAAGCAGCCUCGCCUCCACCAGCCCGCCGAUAGCCAUGAUAUUGACCUGAACACGACGUACGACGUCACUACGCCGGACGGUUUGGCCAAAAGACAAACGCAGUUCCAAUCCAAGAAGAUGCGGCUGGAUCCUCCGGCGUCGUCUGUGUCCAAACACUUUGAGAAAAGUUCCUCCUUAAGCAAGACUCGAGACGAGGAUUGUUCCCUGGAUCCUUUUUUGCGGAACUCCCUCCUCUUCAGAAAGAAGACUUUCGGCAGCAUGUUGGACCCUCAGAGGAAGCUCGGAGUUGUGAGCAGUGGUUACGACGGUUUGGGAGGACGUACCAAGUUCAUCCAACCCUCUCCAUUAUCAGAGAUUCGCCCGCUGAUGAAAGCUAAAAGGAAAAAGGUAACCAGGCCUCAACCCAGGAUGGCACCUUGCAUGACUCUGGACGGCUUCCUCGAGUGAAGGACGACCUCUCUGGGACGAAGCCUGUUUGUGCGGCUCUGGAGCACAGAACCAGCCAGGCAGCGGUUUCUGCCACCGGCACCAAACAGGACUCUGAUCCGGACUUCCUUUCUAAGCAGUGACUGACCUUGUGAUGGAUGCUGAGCUACUUAACACAUACCAGCAAACCUGCAUAUACAUUUUCUUCUUUUCAUCUGCUGAUUUAAAUGUGGCGACUGUCUCGAGCAGCUUUGUGUCACCGCCUUUCCCUGUUGUUACGUUUAGGGUCUCUGUGUGAGACAAACCAACUUAUUUAUGGACCAUUCUUGUGUCAGUGCUUGUUGAUAUUCAAUAAUCUGUUUUCUAUGCUCUGAAAAAUAUGUAUUUUCACAUUUAUUUGAAAUCCAUCACAAACAUGUGGAUGUUUUUACUCAAGGUAUUUUUAGUUUCAAUGGUCCUGCCAGAUGUAAACCAACUUCGAUAAUAAACAUUUUUUUUUUAUUAA
Gasterosteus aculeatus aculeatus (three-spined stickleback) is the source of this 2030-nucleotide messenger RNA. It is a transcript of the gene traip, whose product is annotated as TRAF-interacting protein. Gene Ontology annotation, biological process: replication fork processing; protein ubiquitination. Gene Ontology annotation, molecular function: ubiquitin protein ligase activity. Gene Ontology annotation, cellular component: site of DNA damage; nucleus. The record is from RefSeq and is a predicted model, not a curated record. Lineage: Eukaryota; Metazoa; Chordata; Actinopteri; Perciformes; Gasterosteidae.